AUGGGCGUUGGCAAAGAUGAUAUGCUCAGGGAGCUGGCUGCUUUAGUCACUCAGGAGGCAUUACGGUACCUCAGGAUUCCAGAUGUGAAGGGAGCAACACAAAACCAGAAACCAAGUGAGAAAGAGAAUCCCAGUGAAGUCACGGAGAGAAUCAAGCUGAAUGGAGCCCCAGAUAUCUCAAAAGAGGCCAAAGUUCGCAAGCCUUUCUCAUUAAUGUCAGAAUCACAUCUUGAACGACUGAGAUCCUGCAAAAUUAUUGUGGAGAAAGCCAUUAAGCUCAAAAAAACUUUCAGUGUCCAUGGCCGCUACCCUGUGAUCCGGGCUUGUCUGCGUAGCAGAGGUUGGGUGGAAAAAAAAUAUGCUAAAGUUCCGAAGAAUUCACCGAAAAAGGAUAAAUGUAACCCGGAGGAUAAUGACGUGGAUUUUGAUGAUGAUGACGAUGAUGCUGAUGACGAUGAUGAUGGUGACAGUGAUAACAAGGACGAUGAUAAAGAAACAAGGAUCAAGUUUGAUACCCAGGAAAGCAUCUACGAUAUAAUGUCCCGACUGUUGAAACAUGAUGCCCCAUAUUUCAUCUGGACGACUGUCAUCAACAUGACUGAAGUUCAGAAUCUGCUCAAGGAUCAGAUGAUUAAUCAUUAUGUCGGAGCUGGUUCUUUCACCACCAAGGCGGGGCUCUGUGUAAAUCUGCGAAACUUCCAGUGGUUCCACCAGGUGAAUCCAGACAUAUUCUUCCCAAGAUGCUACAGGCUGGCAGCGGCAGAGGAAAAGCAAGCGUUUAUCGAGGAUUUCCGACUGACAACAGCCAGAAACAUUCUGAAGUGGGUUGUGGAACAGAAGAAGAAGAAUGAUCAUAUUCUCACGGAGAAUAAGAAUCAAAAGGAGGAAUCUGUAUCUUCUGGAAAAAAAGGUAUAGAAAAGCAGUGCUGUGUUGUCAUUUCAUCACAGCUGGUGCAGACAGCAGUCCUCGCCUGCGAGGAGCACCUGAACUACUUGGAGCACAAGGACAUUGAUGUGAGCCUGGAUGCCCCACCAGCAAUAACAGAGGAGUGCUGGGACAGGAUCAUCCAGCAAUACUACCAGGUCAUUCAUAACGGAGCGAUGAUUCAGGACUGGAGCAGUUACGUGGGCGUGUGUACGCAUAUCCUCCGGCAGCUGCAGGCGGCCAGCCCACAGAUGGAUAUGGAGGGAAUGCAUAACAUCUGGAUUGUGAAACCUGGAGCCCAGUCCCGUGGCAGAGGAAUUACCUGCAUGAACCGGUUAGAGGAGAUCCUGAAGGUUGUCUGCGGGGAAGCAAGCAUCUUUUCAGAGGGCAAGUGGGUGGUGCAGAAAUAUAUUGAAAACCCACUGCUUAUUUAUGGGACAAAAUUUGACGUGCGCCAGUGGUUCCUGGUGACGGACUGGAACCCCGUGACCAUCUGGUUCUAUAAGGACUGUUACCUGCGCUUCUCUUCUCAGCCUUUCUCAUUGAAAAACCUGGACAUAUCAAUUCACUUGUGCAAUAACUCAAUCCAGAGACGCUGUGAAAACUCCUCAAGCCGACACCCGAUGGUGCCCACAGACAACAUGUGGACAAGUGAACAGUUCAAGGACUAUCUGAGGAAGAACGGCAAGGGCAGCAUGUGGGAGCAUAUCAUCUCGCCGGGCAUGAAGAAGGCUAUAAUUCACACCAUGCAGAUGGUGCAGGAUGGGAUGAAACCUCGCAAGAACAGCUUUGAGCUGUAUGGAGCAGAUUUUCUGAUUGGGAAGGAUUACAUCCCGUGGCUGAUUGAGAUUAAUUGUAGCCCCACAAUGUCACCGUCCACAGCGGUCACCGCCAUGCUGUGCACCAAUGUGCAAGAGGACACCAUCAAGGUGGUUGUCGAUCGAAGGAAUGAAAGGACCUGCGACAUAGGAAGAUUUGAGCUUUUGUACAGACAGCCUGUGAUGGACAUUCCUCUGUACAUUGGAAUAAACCUCUUGGUUGAAGGAUCAUGUAUCAGGAAACCACGCCCUCCAGUACAGAAAAAUGUCACCACCAUCUGGCUUGGCAACACUGCCCAGAACCCCAGCACAACAGAGAAAGCUACUCCCCUUGGAGCCCACAAUUGUUCCGCCAGCUUGAAGGAGUGCAUCCGCAUGGUACCAGGCGGUAACCCAUUUACUGCAUUCGGUCCAGACUUGUCAAGGAAUGUCCCAUUUCCCAACACCACCAGCAGCGCAACAAAUUCCUUAGUUCCCAGUUGCAGCAUUGCAAAUAAUAAUAGUGUCUCCAACAAUGCAACCAAUGAAGUGAAUUACAUUGUCCCCAAUAAUUCCACUAGUGCAAAGAAUUGUGUCCUUCCCAAUAAUUCCACUAGUGUAAGGAAUUGUGUCCUUCCCAAUAAUGCAACCAGCGUAAGGAAUUGUGUCCUCCCUGAUAAUUCCACCAGCGCAAGGAAUUCCAUGGUGCCUAAUAAUUCUUCCAAUACAAAGAAUUCCAUCAUGACCAAUAGUUUGAGGUCUUCCCCUUCCAAUAAUUCAGGCACUACAAAAAGUGCUUUAUUUAUCAGCAAUUCAUGUAAUAUGAGAGGUUUCUUCAUAUCCAAUCCCAGCCAUGCGAAGAAUCAAAAAACCUCCAACAAUCUGAACCAGGUGAAGAAUCAUGCCAUUUCCAAGAUUACACAGAAAACAAAACAUGUCAACAGUUCCAACCACCACAAGACAAAUAAUCCAGGCAAUACUAAAAUAAUAGGCAAACACGUCUUAACUGCAUGGGAUAAAAUUGAGGAAAUUAAGAGUAAAAUUGCUGAAGGCAUGCAAGCAGGUAUUGCAACAGCUAUAACUGAAAACGUUGAGAAAUAUAGUGCUAUCGACCAAGACGAACAGCGCUAUAACACACCACAGAAGACCAUCAAAAUGAAUAUGAGCAGAAAGAUGCCCAUUUACUCACCUAAUAUGUCAGAGGUGAACAUGUCUGUCAAACACUUGAUCCUUCCCAAUCGUCAGACACUCCGCAAUCCCCUGCACAUCAGCCUGAAGAUCCUCAGCCUUGAUACCCAGGAUUUUAAUCGUAAUAAAAACUCAAAAUCUACAAUUUCCUCAGACAGAAGCAAAAGUACCCUGGAGAAAACGCUGCCAUUGCGUUAUUCCUACAAUUCUCCGCGGGUGCGGUUGAAGAGCCCUGCUGUCCCGCAGCUGCAUAUCACCAGUUUGCUGCCCACCUUUAAAGGUGCCCCAGUCAUCGCGAGCAAGAGGUGCACAGAGCUGCCUCAGCAAACCAGUGCAGGGCUGAAGGCUAACCAGCACGAUCUAAAAAAACACCAACUCGUAAGCACCUUCACACUUUUCCAGUAACAAUGAUUUUUGGUGCCAGAUGCUCAGUAACAUGAGGGACAUUUCAUGCAUUAUUUCCAAGAUUAGGUACUCCAAAUCAAUUUACUUUAAAAGUAACUUUUUUUCUAUGAAGAAUUUGUAUGUUUUGACAGAAAAAAAUAGCUGCUACUUAAUCAUAACGAGGAUGAAAGGACUUUCAAAAGGCCAGUUGUGGUACAUACGUCAGGUCCACACAGCACUUAGGAAAGGGGGGGUGGGGAUGAUUUUAUUAAUGUAACACAGUGAUUCUCAUUAUUGGUAUGUUAUAAAAUGGCUCAGAUUCUCCUGCCUCCUUUCAGGAAACAGUUCCCCUCCACUGUUGCCAAUCAAUUGUGAAGGUAUCAUUUGCAAUAGAGCCAUUAUGAGGUGAAUGAAAUUGAAAUGGACAGUAAGAGAAACAGCAUCAGAAUCAAUUGCCAGAUUGGUAACAGAAUUGGUAACAUUUUGGGGAGCUGUGGGCACAAGGAACAUUUGGCAUUAAGACUAUAUCAAUAGAUUGAUAGUGAUCAUUUUUUUUUACAGGGUAAACAAUCAGAUAAUUAAACUGAUACCCUGUAUCAGAAACAAGAAUUAUGCAAUAUCACUGGACAUUUGUGUUCUGCUCGGAUUUGGACACAAUCAAUUCUGAUGUAAUGAGACUGUAAUGAAUUAAGCACAAUAAAAUGAAUAUCACAGA
Messenger RNA from Callorhinchus milii (elephant shark), 4009 nucleotides. It is a transcript of the gene ttll3, whose product is annotated as tubulin tyrosine ligase-like family, member 3. The transcript is spliced from 13 exons. Lineage: Eukaryota; Metazoa; Chordata; Chondrichthyes; Chimaeriformes; Callorhinchidae. Gene Ontology annotation, molecular function: protein-glycine ligase activity, initiating. The coding region runs from base 1 to 3315 and encodes 1104 amino acids. The record is from RefSeq and is a predicted model, not a curated record. Gene Ontology annotation, biological process: protein polyglycylation; cilium movement; cilium assembly. Gene Ontology annotation, cellular component: cilium.